This is a messenger RNA of Pantherophis guttatus, 1958 nucleotides long. RefSeq names its product carboxypeptidase A6 (gene CPA6). Gene Ontology annotation, molecular function: zinc ion binding; metallocarboxypeptidase activity. Gene Ontology annotation, biological process: proteolysis. NCBI's taxonomy places the organism in Eukaryota, Metazoa, Chordata, Lepidosauria, Squamata, Colubridae. The record is from RefSeq and is a predicted model, not a curated record.
AUGAAACUUCCCCAGCCGGUGCUUUCUUUCCUAUCCUUUGGGCUGCUCCUCGUCCAGCAGCGGGCUGAGAUGCCCGGACGAAGUUACCUUUACGACAACCGCUAUGCUGGGCAUAAGGUGAUACGGAUUAUACCAGAGAAUGACCAAAUGGCAGAGACGUUGAAGAUUCUUUCUCAACAACUUAAAGUGGACCUGUGGCAACCAAGCAGCCUGUCUCUCAUCUCCAAGGGUGCAGUUACAGAUCUACAUCUGUCAAGAAAUAGUUCACAGAUUCUUCAGUUCUCCUUAGAGCAAGCAAACAUCCAAUAUACAGUCCUCAUAUCUGAUUUGCAAAAAACUAUAGAAAAACAAAGUGAUUCAAAGCCACCCAGGAAUCGUAGAUCAUUGCCAGAAUAUAGUUAUGAAAUAUAUCAUUCCCUGGAAGAAAUUCAAAAUUGGAUGUAUUAUCUGAACAAAACUCAUUCUGAACUUAUUUACAUGUUCUCUAUUGGCAAGUCAUAUGAGGGAAGACCACUUUUUGUGCUAAAGCUAGGCAAAAGAACAAGAGUUUAUAAGAAAGCUGUGUGGAUUGACUGUGGAAUUCAUGCAAGAGAAUGGAUCAGUCCAGCUUUUUGCCAGUGGUUUGUGAAAGAAGCUCUUCAGACAUACCAAAAUGACUCAGCCAUGAGAAGAAUGCUAAAUCAAUUGCAUUUCUUUAUCAUGCCUAUUUUUAAUGUGGAUGGAUAUCAUUUUAGCUGGACUCAGGAUCGAUUUUGGAGGAAAACAAGAUCAAAGAAUUCAAAGUUCCACUGCCAUGGAGUAGAUGCUAAUCGUAACUGGAAAGUAAAAUGGUGUGAUGAAGGUGCUUCCCUUCAUCCCUGUGACGAUACAUACUGUGGUCCAUUCCCUGAAUCUGAACCAGAAGUGAAGGCUGUUGCUCAUUUUCUUCGCAAACACCAGACUCAGAUGAAAGCCUAUUUGUCCUUUCAUGCGUAUGCCCAAAUGCUAUUGUAUCCAUACUCUUACAAGCAUGCAGAUAUUCCAAAUUUUAGUUGUGUGGAAUCCGCAGCUGUUAAUGCUGUAAAUGCCUUGCAGUCUGUUUAUGGAAUAAGGUAUCGAUACGGUCCUGCUUCCAGAACUUUGUAUGUGAGUUCUGGGAGUUCAAUGGAUUGGGCCUAUAAAACUGGAAUCCACUAUUCAUUUGCCUUUGAAUUGCGUGAUACAGGUCAUUUUGGAUUUUUAUUGCCUGAGAACCUAAUCAAGCCAACCUGUAUAGAGACCAUGCUGGCUGUUAAAAAUAUAACCAUGCACCUCCUUAAAAAGUGCCAUUUAAGUGUUGCAGCCAACUUUUAAUUUUUUAAUUUUUCUUAAGAAUACAGCGUGAAGUCACUCAAAUAUAGAAUAUAGCAUUUUCCACUAGUGGAACCCAUUGAAAAAAGAAAUGACAUUUUCUACAGAUAAGAGAUAUUCAAAUCUUUGAUACAUAUUCUAGGCCAUGCAUAUGUGGUAUCAGGACAUAUGCAGGCAGAAAUCCUUGCGUGUAUCUAAAUGAUUAUUGAUGAAAUUAUGAAGGGUGAAAAUGAGAAAAAGUAAAAAGAAAAAUUUCAAGUGAGAAAGAAGCACCAAGGCUUUAUUCAAAUUCAGGUCUAGCAAGAAAAACGAUAAAUUAUGUGAAAUCUUUGUUCAAAUGUGCUUUAUUUGCCUAAUUUAUAUGUUAUGAAUCUCAGCUUGGCCCAAAGAAUCAGAAUUUGCUCAAAACGUUGAUUUUUGAACCACUGAAAGUUAGUCAUAGUUCUAAUAUGUAUAACCUAAGCUAAACCUUUUGCAAUAAUAAAGCUAUUUUACUGCCAGUUAGGAUCAUAUGUUUAUUAACAUUGGAAUAAAAUACAUCAUGCAGCAAAAACAUUGGCAAGACCUGUGUGUUAACCUCAUGGGAGGAAUAUGCUGAGAAUAGAGGAUACAAUAUAUUCCUUUUUGAA